Molecule: messenger RNA, 4663 nt
Organism: Epinephelus lanceolatus (giant grouper)
Lineage: Eukaryota; Metazoa; Chordata; Actinopteri; Perciformes; Serranidae
Source: RefSeq, a predicted model, not a curated record
GUGAGCCUACAGCAGGAUGACGGAGAGCGGGGAGUGUGCCUUGCCUCACGGCUGCGGGCAGAGAUGGCGCCCUGAUGCCGGUGAAUAAGCAGAAAAACAGAGCAGAGGGAGGGGAGAAGGAUGCGGCCAGUUGGAGAUGAAGAGCUGCAUCAUUUAGAGCAUCGCAUGGCAGAAGAUGACUUUCUCUGGUGAUGAUGUCAACGCUUUUAGGACAUUUACGGAUGUUUAUUUAAUGCUAAUAUUUAUUUAUUUAUUUGAUGAGAUUUGAAGCAGCGCUGUGAUUUCCUCUGAGGGGAGGCGGUGGGGGUUUGUUGUCUACCUCAGCUGUUUCUCCCCCCGGCGGGGCUCUCUGCUCAGCCGACGCAGGGAGGAGAGGGCAGAGGGAGGGACAGGGGAGCGAUGGCUGCCGGUGGAGCAGGAUGCGGAGACACGGUGGAACAGUGCCGGGCCGAGGUGGAGCGCCUGACCCGGGAGCUGGCGGAGGCCAACCGCGAGAAGAUCCGGGCGGCGGAGUGCGGGCUGGUGGUUCUGGAGGAGAACCACAGCCUGAAACAGCAGUACGCCGACCUGGAGGCCGAGCAGGAGACGUUGAGGCUGGAGCUGGAGCAGCUGCAGGAGGCAUUUGGCCAGGCCUACUCCAUCCAGCGUAAGGUGGCAGAAGAUGGGGAGACCAACGAGGAAACGCUGCUGCAGGAGUCUGCUUCCAAAGAGGCCUACUACAUGGGCCGCCUACUGGAGCUCCAGUCAGCACUGAAGCACAGCCGGGCCACCGCCUCCAGUGCUCAGGCUGACAGUGAACAUCUGAGCACACUGCUGCAGGAGCUGAGGGAGCAGAGUAACGAGAUGUUGGAGCUGCAGCGAAGCCGGAUGCGAGAGGAGGUCAGAGAGUACAAGUUUCGAGAGACACGGCUGCUCCAGGACUACACCGAGCUGGAGGAGGAGAACAUCUCACUUCAGAAACUGGUGUCGACUCUCAAACAGAAUCAGGUGGAGUAUGAAGGCCUGAAGCAUGAGAUUAAGGUCCUGGAGGAGGAGACAGAGCUCCUCAACAGCCAGUUACAGGACGCGCUGCGUUUGAAGGACAUCUCAGACACCCAGCUGGAGGAGGCGCUUGAGUCGCUGAAGAGCGAGCGUGAACAGAAGAACCACCUGCGCAGGGAGCUGGUCCACCACCUCAGCAUGUGUGAUGUGGCCUACACAGGCAGUGCCCACCUGACAUUCACCUCCGCCCCACCCAGCGGCACCGCCACCCCCACAACUCUGCUUUCUCCACAGACAGAUGAGCCAAUGAGGUGUAACGGCCACCUCCAGGGUGGGACAGGAGCAGGGACAGCUGCAGGGUCGGUGCCCAGAGCUAACGGAGAGUGCCGAGGGCCGGGCCGGAAAGCUGAAGGGGCAGCAACAGCGGACCUUUUCAACGAGAUGAACAUGACAGAAAUCCAGAAGCUCAAGCAGCAGCUGAUGACGGUUGAACGUGAGAAGGUCUCACUAAUGACCAGUCUGCAGGAGUCUCAGACGCAGCUCCAGCACACCCAAGGGGCCUUGAACGAGCAGCAUGAAAAAGUCCUCCGCCUUAGCCGGAGAGUCACCACCCUCCGCCGCCUGCAUCGAAGGGCCCGCCUCAACCAGGAAGUCAAUGUCAGUGCCACUUCUCAGCUCAAUGCUGAGGCUGUGAUGGAGCUGUACAAGGAUGACUAUGAGGCUGAAGAUGAAGGAGAUACUGAUGAGGAUAAAAGUGAGACAAUGAACAAAAGUCAGGUAUUUUCAUACCAGACGCCAGGUCUGGAGAUCCUGCAAUGUAAGUACCGUGUGGCUGUGACAGAGGUGGUGGAGCUCAAAGCGGAGGUGAAAGUCCUCCGUGACAGACUGGCUCAGUGUGUAGAGGGAGCAGUGGAGGAGAGGCCAAGGCGAGGUGGUCAGCUCCAGAAAGUGGAGAGACAGGUGGCCUCACUGGAGAAGAGCUGCCGGGAGGGACGGGAGAAGAUUUCCAGCCUGGAGUUGGAGUUGCAGGCUGCUCAGUUAGCAGCCAACGAGAGCCAGGGUGCGUUGACCGCAGCUCAGGAUGAGUUGGUGACACUGAGCGAGGAGCUUGCCCAGCUCUACCACCACGUCUGCCUGUGCAACAAUGAGACACCCAACCGUGUCAUGCUGGACUACUACAGACAAGGCAGAGGGCUUCGAGGCCUCAGUGCCAGUCUUAAAGCCAUGUCUGCGGACAACAGCAAAGUUCUCCUCACACCACGCCUCGCCAGGCGGCUGGCCACUGUCGCUUCGACAACCUUAACUCCUUCGGAGUCACGGAGCCCCUCACAGUCUCCAUCCAAGGAGCCCCUAUCUGGGGAGGAGAGAAGAGAGGAGAAGGAGGGGGACAAGGAGGGCCUCCAAGUGCCCUCCGAGCAGAGCCUGCCGCCCUGCACGCCUCCGACCCGCUCACCCAGCAUCAGUGCCUCUUCAUCAUCAUCAUCAUCAUCAUCUCCUGCCCUGGAGCCAGCUGGUGAGCUGCGCAGGGAGCCCAUGAAUAUCUACAACCUCAACGCUAUCAUCAGAGACCAGGUGAAGCACCUCCAGCGGGCAGUAGACAGGUCUCUGCAGCUGUCUAGACAGAGAGCUGCAGCCAGGGAACUGGCCCCUCUGCUGGACAAGGACAAAGAAGGCUGCAUGGAGGAGAUCCUGAAGCUCAAGUCUCUGCUCAGCACCAAGAGAGAGCAGAUAGCCACCCUUAGACUGGUGCUCAAGGCUAAUAAACAGACGGCAGAGGGGGCUCUGGCUAACCUGAAGAGUAAGUAUGAGGCGGAAAAGGCCAUGGUCACUGACACCAUGAUGAAGCUGAGGAACGAGCUGAAGGCCCUGAAGGAAGAUGCAGCCACUUUCUCCUCUGUGCGGGCCAUGUUUGCCACCAGGUGUGACGAGUAUGUGACCCAGCUGGAUGAGAUGCAGAGGCAGCUGGCUGCGGCCGAAGAUGAGAAGAAGACUCUGAACUCCCUCCUGCGUAUGGCCAUCCAGCAGAAGCUGGCCCUCACCCAGCGCCUGGAAGAUUUGGCCUUCGAUCAAGAGCAGACCCACCGUACCCACGGGGGCAGGCUAAACCGCGCGAAGACCAGCACCCCCAAAAUCGUCAGUAGCCUUCUGCCACAGUGCCGCUCCUCCUUCCCUCCUCACAGCUGAGGGUUGGAGUCUCUUCAGCUCCUUUCACAGCAGCAGUGCGUCGACCCUCAUGGAUCACUGACCUUCAGUCCACCCACCACGAGUGCCUCGUGUCAGGCUUCCUCAGUCGCCUCUGUGUCCUCCAUCCCUAUGGAACACAACCCUUGACCCCUGACCUGUGACACUGUUGACCCUCAAGACUCGCCCAACAUUCUGUCCAGAGGAACUUGCUCACCUGAAAACUGUCCCACAAUGCCUCAACAGGGAGUACCUGGCUCACACUUCCAUUGCUUUGGGGAAGCAGAAAUGAUGAUAUGAGCCACAUGAACCGACACGGCCAUUGCCAGAACUGCACCACCUAUUUAUCCACAUAUUCAUCCAUUGGGGUGUUCUUAAUCAAAAUCAAAUUAAUCAAAUCCUCUUUUUUGUGUCACCCACAGUGGUUAUUGUGUGUGUCAGCAUAAACAUUUAUGUGUAUCACAAACAGUAUUGCACCAUACAAGUAUGUUAACCCUCAUGUGCAUUUCAUAAAGCAUGUGCAGCUGUAGAGGUUUAAGCUUUUCAUGCUUCAGUAAUUGCUGCUUCUUUUGAAUCCAUAUGUAAAUCACUACACUGCAUUUUUUCAGGUAUUUCCCUUUUACAUGUAUUAUUCCUAAACAUAAGUCUGCAUCUUCAUUACAAAAAUAUAAGUCAAGAAAAAACCCUGUAGGAUAAGCACAAACUGAAACAAUGCAUUCCAAGAACUUGUUGUAUGUGACUGUUAGCAUCAUAUCAAAAGCUGCAAAAAGCUGACAGUACAUCAGUAUUCAACAUGCUCUCUUUGUGUAGUUGACAGUGCUUGGAUGUAACUUCUAACAGAGUGAUCACAGUCAGCCUCCUCUGUGCUCUUUCACACUGUCUUUGUUAUCAAUCCACAAAUGCUGAUUCACUUAGAGCGCUCACUCAACUGCCAAAUGCUGAAGCCAGCAGGUCCCGACUGGAUAUGAGCUGAAGUGUGGGCAAAGAAUAAUGUGUAUCAUUUGAAAACAACUAGCGAUUGCAUCAUUGAACUUUACUUGACUUCCAGCUCUUAGAAAUAUAAACCCUCCAGGCUUUUUAUGCAGGGUGGAGUUUUUCACUUAUGAUCAGACUCUGACAUAAAGCCGAUGAUGAGUGGUCAUAAUGAGGGAGCUCACUCACUGAAUGACUUUUCCACACUGUUCUGUACUGAAAUAUAAAGGAGUCACAUCCUGCAAGUUUGCCUGCAUUAGGUACCACUCUGUCUCUGAGGUUACAGAUGGAGGCUUUUACAGCCUGAAUUCUGCAACACUUCAGUCACAAACAAGAGUGAAAAAUGAUUCAUUUUUAUUUCCAUGAUUUCACAAGACUGUGCUGUACUGUCAGGGUGUUGCUGUUGUUUACUUAAAACAAAAUGGAUCUGUGGCGAAGAGAUUAAUCAGCACUGAUAAGCAAUAUUGUUGUUUGUUUCAGAUAUUUCCCCCUAAAAGCCUGCCUUUCAAGUCAGAAAUAAACUACUCAU